CCUGUGACGUUCACACACACACCAAGCGCAGAGCCGUUUCGAUUGGACGGUGUUGAUGUGAUUUUAGCCAAUCACACUCACCCAGGUCACAACAAAUGAACAGGAAGAAAAGAUGGCGGCGAGGAACGGAAAGAAUGGUCUACUGGAAAAAUGGAGGAUUGAUGAAAAGCCAGUGAAGAUCGACAAAUGGGAUGGUGCGGCUGUGAAGAACUCCCUAGAUGAUGCAGCUAAGAAGGUUCUGAUUGAAAAAUACGGCUACGUUGAGAACUUCAACUUAGUCGAUGGACGUCUGUUCAUUUGCACGGUCUCCUGCCUUUUCGCCAUUGUAGCUUUAAUUUGGGAUUACCUCCACCCGUUCCCAGAGUCCAAGCCUGUACUGGCGUGCUGUGUUGUUUCAUACUUCAUAAUGAUGGGGAUUUUGACCCUCUACACUUCUUACAAAGAGAGGAACAUCUUCCUUGUGGCCUUGCAGAAGGACCCAGCUGGAAUGGACCCAGAUCACAAUUGGCAGCUGUCCUCUAGCCUAAAAAGGUUUGAUGACCAGUAUACAUUAAGAAUGUCCUUCGCUGACGGGAAAACCAAGCUGUCGAGGGAGACGGAGUUUACAAAGUCAGUCGGGGCGUUCUUCGACGAGAACGGAACGCUGGUGAUGGACCAAUUUGAAAAAUAUGUCUCCAGACUUCAUGACACAUUGGCCACAGAGAAGAAGACAAAGUAACGGUUAGUCGAAACUGACGGCGCCGGCCUUCAGCGACCCAGCGCACGCAGUAACGGUGGCUAUAGUGGGACAAAACACAGAUGUUAUUGAGGCUAGUGAGCGUUAUCAGAGUUUAGCUCUCAGCUGUAACAUUAAAUAAGGUCAGCACAGUGUUUUUUUUUUUUUAUUGCUAAUGUUAAAUAAAUGGUCCAGUUUUCUUUUUCGUUUGCCAUGAUUUGUUUUUUAAAUGCAAAUUCAGUUUCUAACGGUGUCUCAGUUUAGUGCUCUAUAAUAUGCGUACAUAAGAGAAACAGUGUUCUUCAAUAUCAGUGUAUUUUAGGUGCAUUUAAACACUCACUUUAAAGAAAUGGUUCACACAAAAAAUACAAUUUGGCCUUUUUUUUUUUGGUAAAGAGAAAGUUCACAUCAAGGUUUUAGAUGUUGGAAGAAUAUUUAUAUUUUCAUAAAACAAAAUUAGUCCCUCCUUACUGUAGGAGUGUUUUUGGAUCAGAGGUCUUCUACAUUAGUGUUCCCACAUUUCACGACGCCUUGUGAACAGCUGAGUGUCUGAAACAAGCAGAUUUUUGUACAUCUUCGCACCAGUUUUUUUUUUUUUGUCCCGAGAGCCUUAUUAAAUGUCUUUUCAAUCUGCAUUUUUUUUUUUUUUUCCCUGAAUUUUUCUGUUGUUUAGACUUUAAAUGACAACGAAAAGCAAAAAAGGGACUAUGUCCAUCUGUCGUGUUGUCCACCUGCCGCUUUGAUAGUUUUGUGUUUGGCCAUUUAAGCUUGAACCAGGGAUAAUCGUUUUAUGUUCCCUUUUUUUUUUUUUUUUUGAGCAUCGGAUCAGUCUUGACCUGUUUUUCACACUCAGGAGUGAAUGGACCUGAAUUUCCUGGUUUUCUGUCAACAGCUAUUUUCAUAUAGAUUAUCUUAAUUUAUUUUGAAAAGUUUAGAACCGUACAUCUGGAUGCAGUUUGUUUCUCCAUAUUGUGAAAUAUUAGGCCUGCUGAAUUCCACGGGGACUUCUUAGCGCUUUUUGUCUAAUGAUAUUCAGCUUUAGCUACCCAUAUUGUAUGUGCCUGUUAUUCUCAAACAAAA
Messenger RNA from Megalobrama amblycephala (Wuchang bream), 1795 nucleotides. RefSeq names its product signal peptidase complex subunit 2 (gene spcs2). Lineage: Eukaryota; Metazoa; Chordata; Actinopteri; Cypriniformes; Xenocyprididae. Gene Ontology annotation, cellular component: membrane; signal peptidase complex. The coding region runs from base 113 to 718 and encodes 201 amino acids. The record is from RefSeq and is a predicted model, not a curated record. Gene Ontology annotation, biological process: protein targeting to ER. The transcript is spliced from 5 exons.